Molecule: messenger RNA, 2456 nt
Organism: Homalodisca vitripennis (glassy-winged sharpshooter)
Lineage: Eukaryota; Metazoa; Arthropoda; Insecta; Hemiptera; Cicadellidae
Exons: 10
Coding region: 96-1919 (607 amino acids)
Molecular function (GO): zinc ion binding
Source: RefSeq, a predicted model, not a curated record
CAGCAACCUCUUGCGUCGACUCUACAGUCUGCAGUGUAUUGUUGAUCUUGGGUAUCAGUCAGUAAUCAGUACAGCACCGGCAGAAGUACUUCAAGAUGUCGAUUGCGAGGAGUGAAGAGGACGCAUCUCACUCGGAUCAGGAGAUAGUAGGGGAGGAGGUGGAGGUUGUCGACGCUGGAAAAGAUGGUUAUGAGUCCCAUCUACCAAAACUACGCAGUAGCUACGACUGGGCAAAUAUUACCUAUAGACACCUCCAACUUAUGGCUCGUCGCCAUGGAAUCCCUUGUAACUUGAAGAAAGAAAUGCUUAAAACCAUACUUCAAGCAAAAAUGAAAGGCUACCAAGAAGACGUGAAUUAUCUAUUGAAUCAGGUACGAGAAACAAGGAUUAAACGCAAGAGGCUCAGGGAAGAACAAGCAAAUGAGCUAUGUAAAACUUUUAAGCCAACAAUUCCCCAAUCACUCAGUCUCCACAUUAGAAAGAAAGAUAAGACAUAUCAGAUAGUCGAGGACAUAGUUCGGCGAAUGGUGAGAGAAACUACUGCUCGUAAUGUUACCAUUUGCCAGACGCAGACACAAGCUCAAUAUAGAACUUUCAUGGACCCUAGGAGAUCUGUGCGUUAUCCGUCUUUAAAAUCGGGUAGAACUUUUGUACCUCUAUGCCACACACAUAAUGGUCAAUACAAUUACAGUGGUUACCAAACCGAUCUGAGCAACCCAUUUUGGCACCAACCCUCUGGUGAAAGGACAUUUGUUCCAUUGUACAACAAUGAUACCUUGAUGCAGCCCAACUGCAACUCAAUACCUUCAACACUGGUUUCUGGGUACAGCAAUAAUAACAUGCUGCCAUACACUCCAGUGCCAGUGCCGUACACCAACCAGCCUCAAGAGCGCCUACCGAGUUUCAACAAUAUCCGCAGGAAUGAGGCAGCCUGUGAUAAUACUUCCAACCACCUGGAUGAGAUCAUCGACAACAAACCAGCACAGCUUGAUUCAACAUCCGUCAGUGCUGAGCACAACCAGACUAUGCCAAUGUCAUCACAUGUGGAGCCACAGACAAAGCUGGAUUAUUCUUUUAAAGACUCAUCAGGAUUAGAUUUCUUGGCUAAUACUGCGAUGACAAUGUCCCAGCAGGAUUUGGAGAGUCAACAGAAGAAUUCUUCAAGUAACAGGUUGAAUGGGUCGUUCAGUGACUUUAAAUCAGAAAACAACUACUGUAACCAAAAAUCUGAACUAAUCAUGGGGCAUUCUGGAAAGACAAAGACGACGACAAAAGAGAUCCCAACGUGGAAUAAUUUUCUGGAGCAAAUGAUCUGGAACUCUACCUCUAAUAAUAUGAGUGGAGUGUCCUGCAAGUACGGCUGCCACACGCCCUUCUCUAAUAAGACAGUCCAACAAGAACACGAGACUCACUGCGUGCUGCAGCCCUUCGAGUGUCCCUUCCCCGAAUGUUCCUGGUUCAAUCAGCUGCGGAGUUUGGACACUCACAUCUACAUUGCUCACAAUGAAGUAGUCUUGAAUGCUGAAAGUACUUUCACAGUCAGUUUUGGGAGCGAGUUGUACAACUCAUCCUUCGGUGCUGGACCUUCAAAUACGGGACCGAAAAGGCUGUGCUUCCUUCAGCUAGUUAAAGACAGGCUGUUUGUCAUAUCUGUUCUGGGAAAUUUCCAAAGCAUGCAGGUGUACGUUUAUAUACAGUACCUGAAUGACAAUCACCACUGGUUCUCCACAGCUGCAUUGGAGGUAACCCACCCAGACGGAAUGUUACACCAGUGGAUUGGCCGUGUCCAGCCGUUGAGCUUCACUCCCACCAAGUUAAUUGCGCGUCAGGCGUGCCUCAUAUUCAACAUCACCGUUGACCAGUUGGCUGCUGCCCCAUUUUGUUUACACACUAUGGUCCGCACCCAUGAACUUGGGUGAACCUCAAGGCACUGUAAUUGUGCCACUUUUGUUGAUUUACCAUUUGUCAUUGUAUAGCUGUCAGUAUUUCUACGACUGUACAAUUUUAUUGAUAAGUUUUUUCGUGUGAAGGAGUUCACAACUCAGUAUUAUUUAGGUUUAGUUACUAGCACCAAAUCCGCCCACACCUCCAGAACAGUUCUGGAAAUAAUUUUACUUUAAGUAAAGCAUGUAGUCAAUUUGUUUCUACAGCAGAUAAACAAUUUUAUAUAUGUUAAUAUUAUUUAUAAUAAGACCAAAAACAUUAUACACAUUGCUUUUAUUCACUUUACUUUUGCAAAAUUUCUUUCAACAGUAGGGAUUAGAUUUUGUAUUCUGCUCUUUAACCCUUUGAGUGCCACACGAAGUGGUGGAGGUCAUGCAGAUAGUGCCAAUCAUUUGUGACAGGUCAUUCCCCUCAGUGCCAAGCACUAUUUUUUGUUACUGCAGUUUUUUUCUAAAAAAUUAACACCAUCCUUAAUAAUUAACAUAAUGGGACACUUUUUGCUUUAUUAUUUA